AUGAAGAACAAGGUACACAACCCCCAAGUUUCCGGAAAGGAGUUCCCGUGUCAGCAUCCUGGCUGUGGCGCGACGUACCAACGCAGAGAGCACUUAAGUCGUCAUGAGGCGCAACACUUUGGGCAGCGAUCUUUCGAUUGUUCAUUUUGUGGCCGUCAUUUUGGGCGAAGCGACACUCUCCGUCGACAUGUGCGACAACGUCAUAAAAUCAACGAACCUCUUUCGCGCGCCCUGAAAGCCUGCACAAAUUGUCGAACCAUCAAGGCGCGAUGUGAAGGAGGGCCCCCAUGUAGCGAGUGCCUACGUCGCCAAGUCACCUGCUCUCUCAGUCAGCAGGACGAGAUGACCAAAAGCAAUACUCCUCUUGAUUGGGUACACCCAGCACCUAUUCUGAAGCCAAAAUAUCCUUUUGAUCUGGAAAAGUCUCCAUCCGAGAAAGAACGACAGGGUAUCGAGUUAUACUUUGAGUCAUUUCACCCUCAUUGGCCUUUUAUUCACCAAGGGUCAUUCAAUGCAAAUUGUGAAACACCUCUUCUAGUGCAGGCAAUGGUUGCCAUUGGCCUAUGGACAAGCGGGGACCAGAGCGCACAGGCUAUUGCAGUGGACCUUCAUGACGUGUUGAACAUAGCAAUACUUCAGCAAAAGGAGAAAUGGGAUGCUUCUACAGCAGAAGAUGCGUGUAGCUCAUGCUUCUGGCCUAUUCCAACAUAUCAGGCCAUACUAUUACACAUCAUGUUCUCCAUAAUGGCCACAGCUGGCGUUCGAAUUGGACUUGACUUGAAACCCACUCUUUCAUCUGAGGGCAUGCAUCUACUCGAGCCUCUUAUCCUUAGUUGCAAAAGGUUAGGCAUGUUAUAUUAUCCUAACAUGCUUGCUCGAUACGAACCAAACGUUUUGCUCUCUUAUGCCUGGGUUGGUAUAGAGGAGGUUAAGCGGUUUAAUCUUGCUCUCUACAAAGUUUGGAACACUCUAGGCUGUAGUAUUGAGAGGGAAAAAGCCUCUGAUACUGCUGGUACCGCAGGUCAGGUGCUCAGUGCUUGCGACUUACAGUUCCCAUUGCCGACAAAUGAUUCUUUAUGGAAUGCAGUGAGUGAAAACGAAUGGAUGUCUGCCGCUAGAGAGGAUGCGGAUACCCUUAGCCUGCAUGACAAGAUGGAGCAAAGAUGGAUUUCGAGAUCCGCAAGUUUGUUGCGGGCCGUUAAAUAG
Messenger RNA from Penicillium cosmopolitanum, 1206 nucleotides. RefSeq names its product Zn(II)2Cys6 transcription factor. The record is from RefSeq and is a predicted model, not a curated record. The transcript is spliced from 3 exons. The coding region runs from base 1 to 1206 and encodes 401 amino acids. NCBI's taxonomy places the organism in Eukaryota, Fungi, Ascomycota, Eurotiomycetes, Eurotiales, Aspergillaceae. Gene Ontology annotation, molecular function: DNA-binding transcription factor activity, RNA polymerase II-specific; RNA polymerase II cis-regulatory region sequence-specific DNA binding; zinc ion binding. Gene Ontology annotation, cellular component: chromatin. Gene Ontology annotation, biological process: DNA-templated transcription; regulation of transcription by RNA polymerase II.